UCGGCUCACGGUGACCGCGGGUGGAGAUAUCCAACGAACUGUUAGCCUGCCACCACGGGCUCUUCCUGUGUUAGCAUGCUAACAGGGAAGCUAGUUGUAGGCUCAGGUGAGCAGAGGUCCACCUGAUUAAUGCUCAUGUCAUCAGUUUCACUUCCUUGUGGGAGCUGAAUGACGUGAUUGAUAGUUCUGCUCCUCACCUGAAGAUCACAGGCUGUUUCUUGAUCAGCCCGCCACCAGUUGGUUCUGAUUAGUGUCUGUGAAGUCACUGAAAGCGUCACGUGACUUGCCAGGCGUACAUACCUGUGGAGGUGGCGGGACACGGGUCCAGUUAAGCUACAGCGGGCUGUGUCACCAUCCACCUCACUCAUAAAGCCCACGCCCAGCAGGUGAUGGCGGAGCGGCGGGUCGAGUGCUCGUGGAAAAAACACGUGUCGGAGCAGCUGAAGCUCAGAGACCGAGAACAGAGACAAGCCUUCGAGGAGAUCAUCCUCCAGUAUAACCGUCUGCUGGAGAAGUCGGACCUGCAGGCUGUCCUAUCAGAGAGAUACCAGGCUGACAAAUAUGACGUCCAGAGAGGACACGAGGCCAGUGUUACAGACUCGAGUCGCAGCGAUGCCCUGCAGCAGGAGAUGGCUCAGAUGAGAAUCAGACAUCAGGAGGAGCUGACAGAGCUGCAUAAGAAACGAGGAGAGCUGGCCCAGAGUGUGAUCGAGCUGAACAACCAGAUCCAGCAGAAGGACAAAGAGAUCCAGAACAACGAGGCCAAGAUGCUUGAAUACCAACAGCAGAUCUCCAGCCUGGAGGGCGACUGCCGCGAGUUGAAGAGCUGCCUACAGGACUUGGAGAGAGCAAACCAGACGCUGAAAGAUGAGUACGACGCCCUGCAGAUCACCUUCUCCGCCCUGGAGGAGAAGCUGAGGAAGACCACAGAGGACAACCAGGAGCUUGUGUCGCGCUGGAUGGCAGAGAAAGCUCAGGAGGCCAACAGGCUGAAUGCUGAGAACGAGAAGGACAGCAGACGGCGACAGGCCAAAUUGCAGAAGGAACUAGCAGACGCCGCCAAAGAGCCGCUGCCCAUCGAGCCGGACGACGACAUUGAGGUGCUGGCAGAGGAUGGCGGGAAGGUGGGGGGAGAGACGUCACCCAGCCGACCACUCAGCAGGACUCCCAGUAAGAAGAUCUCCCAGCAGCCUCCUGGGGGUCUGCUCGACUCCAUCUCCAAUAUAUUUGGCAGGCGUCGGAGCGCCAACUCUUUCAGCACUUCACCAGAAAGCACUGAGGCCCAAUCAGGCGUCUGUGCGGAGGUCCGCGUGCCAACCACAGCGCUGCACAUCUUUGAAGCUCAUGAUGGCGAGGUGAAUGCUGUGAGGUUUAGCCCUGGCUCCCGUCUCCUAGCAACAGGAGGGAUGGACCGCAGGGUGAAGCUGUGGGAGGUCGUGGCUGGUCGCUGUGAGCCUAAAGGAGCUCUGACGGGCAGCAACGCGGGAAUCACCAGCAUCGAGUUUGACAGCGCUGGUUCCUACCUGCUGGCUGCCUCAAACGACUUCGCCAGUCGAAUUUGGACUGUUGAUGACUACAGACUGAGGCACACACUGACAGGUCACAGUGGGAAGGUCCUUUCUGCUCGCUUCCUGUUGGACAACGCUCGCAUUGUCUCCGGGAGCUACGACCGGACCCUCAAACUGUGGGACCUGCGCAGCAAAGUCUGUAUGAAGACGGUGUUCGCAGGCUCCAGUUGUAACGACAUUAUCUGCACCGAGCAGUGCGUCAUGAGUGGACACUUUGACAAGAAGGUUCGCUUCUGGGACAUCAGAGCGGAGAGCAUUGUGCGCGAGCUGGAGCUGUUCGGCAGAGUGACGUCUUUGGACCUGAACCACGACCGUACCGAGCUGCUCACCUGCACCAGAGACGACCUGGUGAAGAUCAUCGACCUGCGCACAAAUGCUGUGAAGCAGACGCUCAGUGCGCAGGGCUUUAAGUGUGGAGCUGAUUGGACCAGAGUGACCUUCAGUCCUGACGGCAGCUAUGUGGCCGGAGGAUCAGCUGACGGCGCCCUGUACAUCUGGAAUGUGUUGACGGGAAAAGUGGACCGAACUCUGGACCGGAAUCACAAUUCUGCCAUCAACUCUGUGUCGUGGUCACCUUCGGGAGCAUACGUGGCGAGUGUGGAGAAGGGCAGCCGGGCCAUCCUGUGGUCGGACAUGUGACCGGGCCUGAGGAGGCGGAGUCAGGCUGUGGGCAGCCGGUGGACUCCUCUGUGCCAUCUUCGUCCUGGUGAAGAUGAAGAGGAGCCACUGAGACUGUGGCGAUGAGCUGCUGUGUUCUGUGUUUCUGCAGCUUUUAAUGUUCAGUCAUUUUAAUGAAGAAGAGGAGGAGGAGGGGUCAUGUAUGGCACCACAGCUGCUGGUAAUAAGGUUUGAUUGUGAGGCUCGGACAGCAGGUGGACGCGCUCGUCAGGUGACUCGUUAGAAACAUGGAGAUGUUUUCCUUCCGUGCUGACACUUCCCCUCCUCACCGUCACUCCAGGGGAAUGCCCUGGGAACAGGAAAUAUGUGCACUGUCCAAUCAGAGCCUGUUUGAUGGUUACAGAAACUGUGAUGUGGUUUGUCCUUGUCUGCAUUCAGCAAUGCCUCAUUUCCAUCUCGCCACUCCACCCACUCCUGGUACCGCCCACUUCCCACUCUUCGCUUUCCACUGCAGACAGAACCACGUCCUCCCAGUUGGGCUGAGUGUGUGUCGUCCAUCUGUGACAUAAUUGGCAGGCAGGCGUGUUAAUGUCGCGUGUUCCAAACAUGGCGCCCGCUCGCACCUCGACCAGCGAACUCGGUUCUGUUGUUAGUGGAAACAGGGAGACGGCGAGCAGAGGUGGGCGGAGUUGAAAUGGGGUCGUUUGGAUCGUAAAGGUUUGAAUGAACUUCCACCUGUGGUGUUUAUUCCACUAACAGGAAAUGGACAUUUACAUUAAACGGUAUCAGAGUACACGCUGUGUGUCUCUCAUUCACAGGUGUGUUACCUGAGCAUACCUGCUAACCAGCUUUUAUCUUCAGUACUAAUCAGCAGAGUAACCAAAAUCUCACCUGCUGAGCGUGGAGAGGACGCCGAGUUCGAGUCUGUUUGUAAUCUGAUUACAGAUGAAGCCUGAGCUCAAUAAUAAACUGCGGGCGGUUAAAGUUCAGCGUUCGCUCAGACCCCACCCCCGUGUAUGAGGUCACACCCUUCAUAUGUUUGUGAAAAUGUAACAGGACCACACAACAAAACACAACAGGUCAAAGGUCAACAGAUCAAACACAGGACAAUAACUGGAGAGGGCAGUGUGUGUGUGUGCACAUAAUUAAAGUAAAAAUUUAUUUCUGUAGCAUUUCAGGAGUUCACAAAGCGCUUCACAACACUAAAAACAAAAACGAGGUUUUUGCUGGUUUUUGAAGGAGACUUGGAUCUCCGAGGGAGAAAGCUGCGGUCUGUGGAGGCAGCACUGCAGCUCACUCUCCUUCAGUUCUCCUCCUGUCAGAGGAGGAAAAAUGUUUUGUUGGUAACUACAGCAACAACCAAAACCACAAUAACAAUAUGACAAAGUAAGCAGGAAGUAUUCAAAGUGCACAUUUAGUCAGCAGCAGUUUGGGGGCGCUGUGGGAAAGGACAGAACAAGGCAGCAGUGUUAUCUCAGGGCAAGCAUGGCGACAGUGCUUACCCAGUGAAAUCUAAAAAAUGGACAUCAAUUAAAACAUACCAACAUGUGGUCUCUCCUUACAGCAGAUCUCAAACUGUGUUCGGUCUCAUAAAGCUGCUCCCGUUAGCUCUGCUGGACUUGAAUCACAUUGGAAUCAGUGGUGUCUGUCUGGGGGGGCAGCAGUUAGUUCUGUGGUCUUUGGUGGAUAAUGAUGGGAGACCGUGCGCUGGGCAAACUGCUUGUGGCUCUGCUUUGACAUCAGUUACUAUCUGCGCAAGUUUUCGAUUACUGAUCACUUCAGCCAAAAUGUGACAGAAGAAUUGGGGGGGGUGUCAGGUCCUGGUUUAAAAAGAGGAAUGUUGACUACAUUCAGAAGUGGUGUCCAACCUUUGAAUUAUUGUGGUUUAGUAAUAAUGCAAACAGAUCAAUGGUCACUGAAGCGUGUUCAUGAAUGAUUACAUUUGUGAUAUAAACUCCACCAGGUUUGCAAGAACCCGCUGAUCGAUCACAAUCCUCACAGCACUGUCACCAACAUCACUGGUGGGGGGGCGGAGUAAAAUGCAAAAUGGUGUGCUGUUUAUUUGUAAUGUGUCAAAAACGAAACUACAUCUUUUGGGCAAACAAUACUGUGCAAAAGUCUUGAGUCACCUCAGUUCUUUAUAUUUUGCAGGAAAAUAUUUAAUAUUUAUUGAAACUUGGAAAUGCAGCAUAUGACCUUGAAAGUCAGUAUUUGGUGUCACCGCCUUUAUUCUGAAAUCUCUGGGGCAGCUUCCUGCAGUCUGCAGAAACAGUUCUCCAGGCUUCCUGAAGGACAUUCAAAGCUCUUAUUUGGAUGUUUCUGCCUUUGGUUCUGAGGUCUGGGCUCUGGGGAGGUCGAUCCAUGACUGAUAGUGUUCCAUCGUAAAUUUGAGGAAUGUUUAAUGGGCAAAAUCUGCCUAAACAAAGGCAUCUGAAACCGUUAAUCACGUUCUUCAAUAAUGAAUCAUACAUUAAAUGCUGUGCCACCUCACAUCGUGCAUUAUGAACACUGCACGUUAUACAGACCAUGAAGAAAAAAAAACUGUUAGAUAUGAAACUGCAUUACUACACAUGUUCUCGUCUUAUUAAACUAUGACAAAUUAACUCAGAAAAAACUAAUAAAUUGCUACUGAAAA
Messenger RNA from Archocentrus centrarchus (flier cichlid), 4821 nucleotides. RefSeq names its product ATG16 autophagy related 16-like 1 (S. cerevisiae) (gene atg16l1). The record is from RefSeq and is a predicted model, not a curated record. Gene Ontology annotation, biological process: autophagosome assembly. Gene Ontology annotation, cellular component: phagophore assembly site membrane; autophagosome membrane; Atg12-Atg5-Atg16 complex. The transcript has 20 exons. Gene Ontology annotation, molecular function: protein binding; protein-membrane adaptor activity. Lineage: Eukaryota; Metazoa; Chordata; Actinopteri; Cichliformes; Cichlidae. Bases 390 to 2207 code for a protein of 605 amino acids.